ACAGUUAUACUAUUUCGUAUAAAGCUGUAAAUGCACGUGGACCAUCAAAUACACUUGAAGAUAAAUUGGAUUUUCAGGAAUUUAUUAGUGAAUAUCAAAAGGUAACAUUAACUGGAAAAAAAAUGUCAGUGAUAGUGGUAGUAAUUGUGAAGAAUAACGUGACAGAAAAAAAAAAUAGGAAACAUAAAAAGCAUUCUGAUGAUAAUAUUAGAUCAUCAUCUGAAGAAAUUGAAAUACAAACCAAAAAGAAAAAGAAAUCUCGUUCACUAAGAGAAGAUGAUUUAUAAAAAGAGAAGAAAAGAAGAUCAGAAGUCAUUGCUGAUUUGGUUGAAAUGUAUAAAUGUGAUUUACAUUCUACUCCAUGUUUUAUUCAAGAUGGUCGGCAUUUGCAGCUUAAUCCUUCUAGAUUACAACUUUGGGCUCGUGAAAUUAUAAACAAAAGAACAACCUAUGAUAUUCCUCCAUCUUAUCCAGUAUUUGAUAUGAAAUCAAGUGUAUUUAUCAAUAAAAAUAAUUCUGCAACGCAAAUGCAAAAUAGUCAAACAUCCAAUACGCCUACUCCUAUUUUUAUUCAAUUACCAAGUCAAGUUUAUAAAAAUCCGACAAAUACUCAUUUGGAAUUACCUUCAUCAAGCAAAUUACCAUCAAUUGAUGCAUUUCUUGAAGAAGAAAUUACAGUUAAUGCUAUAAAAGAUUUAACAGAUGAGCAAUUGCAAAAGUUAGGCGUGGUGAAAAUUGGAUGGCAAAAAAAUAUUAAACAAGCAGCGCAACAAUAUUGACCUAAUGU
Molecule: messenger RNA, 787 nt
Organism: Rhizophagus irregularis DAOM 181602=DAOM 197198
Lineage: Eukaryota; Fungi; Glomeromycota; Glomeromycetes; Glomerales; Glomeraceae
Source: RefSeq, a predicted model, not a curated record